Molecule: messenger RNA, 2746 nt
Organism: Ilex paraguariensis (yerba mate)
Lineage: Eukaryota; Viridiplantae; Streptophyta; Magnoliopsida; Aquifoliales; Aquifoliaceae
Source: the annotation of a GenBank genome assembly
CGUCCUCCGCCACUCUCUUUCUCUCUGCUUCAUACAAAAACACCCCCAAACCCUCACUCAUAAAAGUAUAUCAGUUGUUUAUAUAGAUGUCUGAUUUUCUCUCUACAUUCACUCACUCAGUCUGUCAAUUGCUGACGCUCUACUGAUCGAGCACCCAGAUGUCGAAACCAUUUGAAUUUGUUGUCUUCUUCCUAUGUUUCUACCACAUUUUUGCUGUUGCAUUUUCUCUCUCCGCCGACGGCCUCUCUCUCCUCUCGCUAAAAUCAGCCGUCGACGGUGGUGGCGGCACAGCCUUUGCUGACUGGAAUGAGAACGACGCCAGCCCAUGUCACUGGACCGGAGUUUCCUGUAUGAACAUUUCCGGAAAUUCAGACCCCCGAGUCGUUGGCAUCGCCGUCUCCAGCAAGAAUCUUCGGGGAUACAUUCCGUCGGAGCUUGGGACGCUAGUGUAUCUCCGGCGACUCAAUCUUCACGGCAACGAUUUCUACGGUUCGAUUCCCGACCAACUCUUCAACGCUUCUUCACUUCACAGUAUAUUUCUCUACGGUAAUAAUCUCUCCGGUUCUCUUCCACCCAGCAUUUGUAAUCUUCCUCGCCUUCAAAAUCUUGAUCUUUCCAACAACUCGUUGGCGGGAUUGAUCCCAAAAGAUCUCAGGAAUUGCCGGCAGUUGCAGCGGCUUAUUCUGGCUGAAAACAAGUUUUCCGGAGAGAUUCCGGUUGGAAUUUUCCCUGAGUUGGCGAAUUUGGUUCAACUUGACCUUUCAGCUAAUUCGUUUAACGAGUCGAUCCCCGACGACAUUGGUGAGCUCAAGUCUUUAACUGGAACUCUCAAUCUUUCCUUCAACCAUUUCUCGGGAAAGAUUCCAAAAUCUUUGGGGGAUUUGCCACUGACAGUGAGUUUUGAUCUUCGAAGCAAUAAUUUGAGCGGUGAAAUUCCUCAAACAGGUUCUUUUGCAAAUCAAGGUCCGACAGCUUUUCUUAAUAAUCCAUUGCUCUGUGGAUUUCCUUUACAAAAAAUUUGCCGGAACAAUACGGAGAGUUCACCGGCAAGUCAGGCUCCAUCCUCGGAUGCUGACAAUAUGAAUCCAAGGAAAGGUCUAAAGCCGGGUUUGAUUAUAUUAAUAUCGGUGGCUGAUGCAAUUGGGGUGGCAUUUAUAGGACUAAUUAUCGUUUAUGUUUAUUGGAAGAAAAAGGAUUCUCAUGGGUGUAGCUGUACUGGGAAAGGGAAAUUUGGUGGAAAUGAGAAAAGAAAGUUGUGUCCUUUUCCCUGUAUUGCUGGGUUAGCUAGUAAUGACUCUGAGGUUGAGUCAGAAAAAGGUGGUGGUGGCGGCAGUGGUGGUGGUGGUGAUAGUGGCGGAGGUAGUGGUAAUGGUGGUGAAGGUGAUCUUGUGGCGAUUGAUAAGGGGUUUAAUUUUGAGCUUGAUGAGCUGUUGAGAGCUUCAGCAUAUGUGUUGGGGAAGAGUGGAUUGGGGAUAGUGUAUAAGGUUGUGCUUGGAAAUGGUGUGCCGGUGGCAGUGAGGAGGUUAGGGGACGGUGGUGAACAGAGGAAUAAGGAAUUUGUUGCGGAGAUUCAGGCGAUCGGAAGGGUAAAGCAUCCUAAUAUUGUCAAGUUGAGAGCUUAUUAUUGGGCUCCUGAUGAGAAGCUUCUCAUUAGCGAUUUCAUUUCCAAUGGCAAUUUGGCUAAUGCUCUUCGUGGGAGGACUGGUCAGCCAUCAUCGAGUCUCUCUUGGUCAACCAGGCUGAAAAUUGCAAAAGGAACUGCUCGGGGCUUAGCCUACCUUCACGAAUGUAGUCCAAGGAAAUUUGUCCAUGGAGACAUCAAACCGUCCAACAUUCUCCUUGACACUGAAUUCCAGCCAUACAUUUCUGAUUUUGGCCUCAACCGGCUGAUUACCAUCACAGGCAACGACCCCUCAUCCUCUGGUGGCUUUAUUGGUGGAGCCUUCCCCUAUUUAAAGUCAGCUCAACCAGAGGGGGCCAACAACCACCGUGCACCUGAAGCUCGGACUCCUGGUAACCGAGCUACCCAAAAAUGGGACGUCUACUCUUUUGGGGUUGUCUUACUUGAAUUAUUAACAGGAAAGUCUCCAGAGCUUUCAUCUCCAUCGACAUCAACUUCCACAGAAGUCCCAGAUCUAGUGAGUUGGGUAAGAAAGGGAUUUGAAGAGGAAAACCCACUAUCAGAUAUGGUAGACCCGAUGUUGCUUCAAGAAGUACAUGCCAAGAAGGAAGUACUGGCAGUGUUUCAUAUAGCCCUUGCGUGCACUGAAGCAGAUCCUGAGGUUCGGCCAAGAAUGAAAACUGUCUCUGAAAACCUUGAGAAGAUUUGAACAUAAGAAAUAGGCAGCCAAUUUUUCUAUCAACAUAGUAAUUGAGGAAGUUCUUUUGUUCCAGAUUAUGGGUGGGAAAAAUGGCACCUUUUCUAUCAAUGGUGGAUUUUGUAUGUUCAUGCUAGUAAUUUUGCUCUGUUUUGGCCUCCUAGAAUUUCCUGAAAUCUCUCAUAAGCAAGUUACAAAGAAUUCUCUGGGUGUUUCAGCGGUUUACUUUUUCCUUUCUCGAGCUUUAUCUAGUUAAACAUUCAUUUUUCUUUGGUCACAAUAGUCCAGAAGUUGGCUAAAUUUGUAAUUUAUAGUUCUUUCUUAGCCCUUCAGUAUGUGUUUGUAAUAAGAAUACGAUCGUAUCAUUUUCUUCCAUUUCCUUUUCAUUCUUAUAUGCAAUAUUGAAAAGGCUAAAGGUUUUGGUUGGC